This is a messenger RNA of Cyprinodon tularosa, 2115 nucleotides long. RefSeq names its product phospholipid phosphatase related 2b (gene plppr2b). Lineage: Eukaryota; Metazoa; Chordata; Actinopteri; Cyprinodontiformes; Cyprinodontidae. Gene Ontology annotation, molecular function: phosphatidate phosphatase activity. The transcript has 8 exons. Gene Ontology annotation, biological process: signal transduction; phospholipid metabolic process; phospholipid dephosphorylation. The record is from RefSeq and is a predicted model, not a curated record. Bases 449 to 1480 code for a protein of 343 amino acids.
ACGCAGAUGCAGAUGCUGUCUCUCUCACACACCUUCUCCUCCUCUGCUGGUAUCCACCAGCAACUGCACGAAGCAGGCAGCCCAUGGAUCCCAUCACUUGACUAAUUAGCCUGGAAGUGCUGCUGAAGAUCCUCAUAUUUCGCCUGCCGACCCAGCAGCAGAGCGCAGACAGAUAUAGAGCAGCAGUCUGGCUGCAGGCUGAGUGCCUGGCAGUGGGCAGGCUCUCUAUCUCUCUCUAUUCACACUUAGCACUGAAAGGCUUAUAAGUGGCAGAGCGGCGGAAGUGAGGGGCGGCAAUGCUUUGAAAGAGAAGAAAAAGAGGAGAAAGAGAGAGAUCGGAGCUGAGACCACGAAAAGACCACAGGAUGCGACUUCGCUGCAGGAGCAAAUCCCCUUAGACUUCCAAGGCAGCUGCAACAACUGCUUCCGACACACACAGAAAGAUAAGAUGAUGGACAGUCAGCGACCAUCUCAGGGGAGGCCCAUGAGGAACCUUCCUGCAGACAGAGGCCAGCUAAAAACCAGCACUUACAUUGUGCCCUGCUUCCUCUUUGUGGAGCUGGUGAUCAUGGCAGGGACCGUUCUGUUGGCGUAUUACUUUGAGUACACGGACACGUUCCCAGUGCACAUCCAGGGCUUCUUCUGUUUCGACAAAACCUACUCAAAGCCAUACCCCGGACCAGAGGACAACAGUAGGGCGCCGCCGGUCCUGGUGUACUCCCUCGUCACCGCCAUCCCCACUGUGACGAUUCUGAUCGGGGAAGUGACAGGCUUCUUUGUGAAGACGGAGGGAUCUCAGGAGAAGACCAUAGUGACCGCUGACUGCUGUUAUUUCAACCCUCUCCUUCGGAGGAUCGUACGUUUUCUAGGGGUCUACUCCUUUGGUCUCUUUGCUACAACCAUCUUUGCCAAUGCCGGUCAAGUGGUGACAGGCAACCAGACGCCUCACUUCCUGUCCGCCUGCAGACCAAACUACACAGCUCUAGGCUGCCAGUCUCCUCUGCAGUACAUCACAGAGAACCGAGCCUGCACAGGAAACCCGUACCUGGUGGUGUCCGCCCGCAAAUCCUUCCCCUCCAAAGAUGCAGCCCUCAGCUUUUAUUCAGCCAUCUACACAGUGAUGUACGUGACAUUGGUGUUCCGGACCAAAGGAACCCGUCUGAUGAAGCCCACUUUAUGCCUGGUGCUGCUGUCUUUGGCUGUGCUGGUCGGGGUGGUCAGAGUGACAGAGCACAGGAACCACUGGAGCGACGUUCUGGCCGGUUUUGUUACUGGAGGGGCCAUCGCAGCAUUCCUGGUCUCAUGUGUGAUCAACAAUUUCAAACCAACUAAGCUAGCAGUGCCGACCCCUCCCCCCCCUCCACAGCAUCCGGAGCCCCUCAUCAGCCUGCCUCUCCUCAGCCUGCCCCGCGUGGAGAGUCCACUCGAAAAGUUAAGUGGCUUCCAGGCUCCGGGGUUACCAUAUUCUGAGAUCACAUGACCAUCAGCCAACCCCGCCCUCCGCCCCACCCGAUCUGCUCCCCCCCUCAAGACGCUGCCUCACCAGCUCAGUCUAGACCUGCCCCGUGAAAUCCCCCCACCCUGCCCUGCCCACCCUGAAGGACGAAAACCGCUGCGGCGAGUCAAAUCCACCCAAGUAUGAAGCUUCACGAGUCACAGGGACCUGACAACAACACGGAGACCUGUUGUUCCCUAAACCUGUGACGCCGCCUUUCUGUCCUUCAAGAUGGCCGCCCUUUUCUUUUUGGGUGUAAAAGACUCUUUCAAGCCAGAGCUGUUAAAGCAAUACUGUGUCCUGUUUCCUUGCGGUUUUCCGCAAAGAUUCAACGGUGACUCUGAAGACUGUUGGCUGGUGAUGACUUGAUAUUUCCUAUUAAAUGAUAAUUAAAGAAAAAAAAAGUCACAAGUGGAUUUUCCUCAAGACCAUUUUGUUAUACUCAGGACACUUAGGGGAAACAGCUGAGAGACGAUCUUUCUGUAAUAACAACGCUGGCACGGUACAGACUUCUGGUUCUGUACUCAAAGGGAACAGAUGCUGUCAAGGAGGGAAGCACUUCUGUAAAUUAUAGCACAGAUGAACCAGUUUAACUCUCAGUAAACAAUGUUGUAACUUUC